AAUAGGGUUAGUGGGUACACGAAAGACUGUGAGACAACCUUCGAGUCUUGCAGACCUAGAAAGCCUACAGGAACUAUGGCGGACGAAGAGGCUCAAAAACAUAAGCGGUCUGCGUUGAUUGACGAUGCCGCUGCACUUUCCGAAGACGAGCACGAUCAGGAGGGAGAGAUCUCGAGCUCGCAGAAACAGGUAGACUCUUCUGAAGACGAGGACGAUGAUGAUGAGGACGAAGAUGAAAUCAGAAAGGUUCGUGAAGGUUUCAUUGUUGAUGACGAAGAAGAAGAAGACGGCGACGAAGACACAUCGGCAAAGAAGCGCCGUAAAAGACAUAGAGACCACAAUUCCAAGGCCAAUAUGGACAAUGAGCUCGAUGAAGAUGAUUUGGAACUUCUUAGAGAAAAUGCUGGAGAAUUACCAUCUUCCAUAGCUGAAAAGAGCAAAUUCAAGAGGCUCAAAAGAGGCGGAGACGAAGCGAGCGAAGAACAGUCCAACAACGGCUUGACAAACAUGUUCUCGGAUGACGAAGCCGACGAGGCAAUUACUACCAAAGGACAUUCAAGAAAUGGAGGCUUCUCCUCAAGGGAUGACAGAGAUAUUGGAGUACAUGAUGAUGAUGAUGAUGAUGAAGGCAAUGAUGAUGAAGAGGAUGAUGACUUAAUGGAUGCCGCAAAGGAAAGACAGCAGAGAAUAGCCAAUCAGAACUUGGUGGGCGAGUUCGAUGAUUUCAUUGAAGAUGACGAGUUUUCGGAGGAAGACGAAGACAGAGAUGAAAAAUUGGCCCGUAUGAGAUCGGCUAGGGCCAAACAGUCACAAUUUGCACAACAGAGUAAAAUUGAUCAAGACAAGUUGGACGAGUUGUACGAGAUAUUCGGUGAUGGUGAAGAAUAUGCUUGGGCAUUGGAAGCUGAAGAAGUGGAAGAUGAUGACAUGAACAAUGAAGAUAACGAUGAAAAUGAAGAAAAGCAAUACGAUGAUGAAGGAAAACUAGUUACAAAGUCAAAGUCUGAGACUCAAGCUCUGAAGAAUAUUUUCGAAUAUGAAGAGUUGAAAGAGCAUUUGUUAACAGAUAAAGAUCAACUCAUCAGGACAACGGACAUACCUGAGCGUUACCAAGUUUUAAGAGAUGGCAUCAGCGAAUAUAAUUUGAAUGACGCAGAUUUUGCUGAAAAGCAGAAAUGGAUUGCUUCAACUUUGUUUAGUGAGAAGGCAGCUCAAUUUGAGGAUGAAGCAAGCAAACGUUUGAUAGAACCAUUCAAAAGUUCCGUUGCAAAAGUUGUGGAGUUUAUUUCUAGAGACAACUUGGAAGUACCAACGAUUUGGAACUCAAGGAAAGAUUACACAUUAUACACUACACAUGACGAAAGUGGUCAAAUAAAUGUUGAAAAAUUGUUAAAUGAAAACGAUUUGUGGAGAAUUGUACGCCUAGACAUUGAUUAUCAUGCAAUUUAUGAUAAACGUAAAACAAUCACAAAGUUUUUCCAGUCCCUUGACACUGUUGAUUUGGUAUAUGACGAAUGUAUCAGUUCUGCCAACACAAUCACCGAAUUACAGGAUUUGUAUGACUAUUUACAGUUCACUUACAGCUCUGAAUUGAAGAAGAUCCAAGAGACUAAUGGCGAGUCUCCUGCCAGCUACGACAAUUCAGAUGAUAAAAGAAAAAAAACACAUUCGAGAUUUAAGCUGUACGAAAGAGUUAAAAAUGAUAAAAUCUAUAAUGUCGUCAAGGAAAUUGGUAUUGAUGCAGAAAAAUUUGGUGAAAACGUAAUCUCAAACUCCAAAAUAUAUCUCACAGACGAUAACGAGAAGUCUCCUUUCGAGUUAGUUGUGCAGUAUCUGCCAGAAUCCUAUUUCGCAACUACCGAUGGUGCAAUAAAUGCAGUCAAACAGAUGUUUUCUCAACAGUUGGUUCAUAACCCAAAGCUACGGUCUCAUUUGCGUUCUACUUUUGAACAGUUUUCAAACAUCGAUAUCGAGUUGACAGAAAAGGGCCGUACAAAAAUCCAUGACAGUUCGCCUUAUGCUGACUUCAAGUACGCAAUGAAUAGAAACCCAGACUCGUUUUACUACAGCCCUGAUGUAUUUUUACGUAUGCUGGAAGCCGAAUCUCUAGGUUACGUGAUCAUUAAGAUUGGUUUGAAGACAUCACUCAUGAAUUUCGUCGACCAUCUUUUUACCUUCAUGUCAUCAGAUGGAGCUUCCGAGGCAUCAGCUUCUUGGAAUAAAUUAAGGCGUGAAUGUCUAGAUAUUGCGAUCAAAAAGUUGAUCCCAAACAUUAUCAUGACUGUCAAGGAGAAAAUCAGCACCACUUGCGAACGUUUGUUAUAUUUUCAAGUUCGGGAUAGUUUUAUUAACAAGGUCGAUCAAGCUCCGUAUAUACCAUUUCCAAACCGUAAAGGUAUGGUCUCACGUGUUCUUGCAUUAACAAACGGAGAGGGUAAAAGAGAUUCUGCUAUUAUUGCAAUUGCAAUGGAUUUUGAUGGGACAAUCUCCCAGCAUGUCAAAUUUGAUGAAAGUAUGAGAGAUGCUGAAUUCGAGAGAAAGUUAUUGAACUUAAUAGAUAGGUUCAAGCCUGAAGUUGUUGCCGUUUCUGGUUAUAACGUAAGUUGUGCUCCGUUAAAGAAGAGAGUGGAAGAAAUUGUCAAAACAAAUAACAAAACUACAGUUGCCGAAGAAGAAGACUUCAACUCAGAUACUAAAGAGGCAGACAAUGAGAUUGAACUACCAGUCAUAUUUGUUAACAACGAAACUGCUCGUAUGUUUGAAUAUUCGGAUCGUGCAAAUGAAGAAUUCAGUGACAAACCUGUUGUUGCCAAGUUCUGCAUUGCUAUUGCUCGUUAUGCACAAAAUCCUCUUUUGGAAUAUGUUUCGCUCGGUGAAACAAUCACUUCCAUUCAAAUACAUAAACAUCAAAACUUAUUGCCAGAGCAUAAGCUCAGAGAAGCAAUCGAUUCGAUAUUAGUUGAUAUAACAUGUCUUGUUGGUAUCAAGAUAAAUGAAGCUGUUCGGAUGACUUAUUAUGCACAGGCGUUACAGUAUAUUGCUGGCCUUGGGCCAAGGAAGGCCAACAGUUUGAUCAAAGGUAUUGAAUCGAAUGGUGGUGCUUUAAUUAGAAGAGAUGACUUGAUUCUGAAACAAUUAGUUACUAAAACCGUAUUCAUGAAUUGCGCACCUUUUAUUGAAAUUCCGGUUCCAGAUAGGUUUGACAAGGAUGUCGAGCUAUUAGACGCUACACGUAUACACCCUGAAGACUAUGACUUGGCGCGUAAGAUGGCAAGUGAUGCUCUUGAUCUAGAGGAAGAAGACCGUGCAGAGAUUGAAGCUGACAAUGGAAGUAUAAUUGGUAAAUUAUACGAUGAAGGGGUUGAGAGAUUAGAUGAUUUACUAUUGGAAGGUUAUGCUAAUCAAUUAGAGGAACAUGGUCAUCGCAAGAGGGCAACUUUAGAGAUGAUUAAAGAAGAGCUUCAAAAUAAUUACGAAGAGUUGAGAAAGAAUUUUCAUUUACUUACAGAUUUUGAAGUUUUCGAAAUGCUAACCAAUGAAACAAGAGAAUCAUUUGACCGUGGCGUAAUUGUACCAGUGAUUGUUCAAAAGGUCGAUAAUAGGUAUUUGCUCUGUGUGACACAAAACGGUAUUUUAGGAAAUGUUGCAAGAGCUAGUGCUGUUCCCUAUGGUGAUGCCACAAAUCUGCUAAUGAAAUACAACGUGGGUCAAGCCGUUCAAGCAGUUGUUAAAGGUGUUGAAUAUGCCGAUUUCAAAGCUGAGUUUUCAUUGUUGAAAGAGGAUAUUGCACGUGCCAAGACGGUCAAAAAAGGUGAUCGUUACAAAGACAUCUGGAAUUUUGAAGCUGAAGCCAAAGAUGUUAAAAGAGAACGGGACAUUGAAUCAAGAGAAAAUAGAGGAAGCAAGCGUAUACUUAAGCAUCCAUUUUUUAGAAAUUUUGAUGCACGUCAAGCCGAAGAUUACUUAGCAUCCAGAGACAACGGUGAAUUUGUCAUUAGACCAUCAACUAAAGGUAACGAUCAUUUGACUAUUACGUGGAAGGUUGACAACCAACUCUUUCAGCAUAUUGAUAUUGCCGAACACGAUAAGCCCAAUGAGUAUUCCCUUGGCAGGAUUCUACAAGUGGGAGAAUAUAAGUAUCAUGAUUUGGAUGAAUUGAUUGUUUCACACAUCAACGAACUUCACAGCAAGGUUGAAUCCAUGAAGAAUCACGAGAAAUUCAGAAAUGAGCCUGUCAAUGACGCUCGUGACUGGCUUAUCAGAUACUCUAAGGCAAAUAAGAAUAGAGCUUGUUAUUGUUUCUGCUUCAAUCGUAAAGCACCUGGAUGGUUUUUCUUAUUGUUCAAGUUGAACGACAGCAGUGACAAGACCUACACAUGGAAUGUGAAGGUUCUACCUAACGGUUAUAUGCUACACAAAAACUCUUAUCCAGAUAUGGUACAUUUGUGCAAUGGUUUUAAGAAAUUACUUCAAAACCAAAUGCAGAAUCCAGCAUCGCACUCCCAAUCUCAUUCUUCUCAACCUAUUCCAUCCCACGUGAACGGAUAUCGUGGCGGGUAUGCCGACAAUUAUAGUGGCUAUGGUGGCUAUGGUUACUAGAGAGAUUAAAACUUUGUAAUCUAAAACCUUUUGUAAGUACUUGUUAAUUAAAUUAUCAUAACG
Molecule: messenger RNA, 4662 nt
Organism: Pichia membranifaciens NRRL Y-2026
Lineage: Eukaryota; Fungi; Ascomycota; Pichiomycetes; Pichiales; Pichiaceae
Exons: 1
Coding region: 76-4599 (1507 amino acids)
Biological process (GO): mRNA transcription by RNA polymerase II; transcription elongation by RNA polymerase II; positive regulation of transcription elongation by RNA polymerase II
Cellular component (GO): transcription elongation factor complex
Molecular function (GO): histone binding; nucleosome binding; DNA binding
Source: RefSeq, a predicted model, not a curated record